Pipistrellus nathusii (Nathusius's pipistrelle) is the source of this 834-nucleotide messenger RNA. The record is from the annotation of a GenBank genome assembly. Lineage: Eukaryota; Metazoa; Chordata; Mammalia; Chiroptera; Vespertilionidae.
AUGUCUUUGUGUGACGACAUGCUGCUUUGUAAUUAUCGAAAGUGUCGCAUCAAACUCUCUGGUUAUGCAUGGGUCACAGCCUGCUCUCACAUUUUCUGUGAUCAGCAUGGCAGUGGUGAGUUCAGUCGUUCACCAGCUAUCUGCCCUGCUUGCAACAGUACCCUUUCUGGAAAACUAGAUAUUGUCCGUACAGAACUCAGUCCAUCAGAGGAAUAUAAAGCCAUGGUACUGGCAGGACUUCGACCAGAGAUUGUGUUGGACAUUAGCUCCCGAGCACUGGCCUUCUGGACAUACCAGGUACAUCAGGAGCGUCUCUAUCAAGAAUACAAAUUCAGCAAGGCUGAGGGCCAUAUGAAGCAGAUGGAGAAGAUAUAUACUCAGCAAAUACAGAGCAAGGAUGUAGAAUUGACCUCUAUGAAAGGGGAGGUCACCUCUAUGAAGAAAGUACUAGAAGAAUACAAGAAAAAGUUCAGUGACAUCUCUGAGAAACUUAUGGAGCGAAAUCGUCAGUAUCAAAAGCUCCAAGGUCUCUAUGAUAGCCUUAGGCUACGAAACAUCACUAUUGCUAAUCAAGAAGGUAACCUUGAACCAUCCAUGAUUUCCAAUCCUGGUAUUUUUGGCUUCCCAUUAGGGAACAAACCCAAGUUUCCUUUGGAAAGGACACCAGUUCAAAACCAGGGUGGUGGAGACGGAGAUUUUCAGUUCAGACCAUUUUUUAUGGGUUCUCCCACAGCUCCUGAACCCAGCAACAACUUUUUUAGUUUUGCAUCUCCAAGUCGUGAAUUAGAGCAGCAGCAAGUCUCUAGCAGGGCCUUUAAAGUAAAAAGAAUUUAA